Molecule: messenger RNA, 677 nt
Organism: Erythranthe guttata (spotted monkey flower)
Lineage: Eukaryota; Viridiplantae; Streptophyta; Magnoliopsida; Lamiales; Phrymaceae
Gene: RPS17
Product: ribosomal protein S17
Biological process (GO): translation
Cellular component (GO): ribosome
Molecular function (GO): structural constituent of ribosome
Source: RefSeq, a predicted model, not a curated record
AAACCCCCUCCUUCCUCAUCGCUUCACCUGUGUUGAAUUCUAUCCACCCCCCAAAAAAAUGCUCCUCACUUCUCCCCCAAUCCUCCAAUUCAAAUCCCUAUCCCUCUCCACCCCCUUCCUCCAUGGCGCCGCCGCACCCCUCUUCAAACCCAGCACCUCAUCCGCCGCCGCCGCGGCGCCGCCGUCCUCCGUCAGCCUCCCAGUGAUCAGGGCAAUGCGGACGCUGCAAGGGCGGGUCGUCUGCUCCACCAACGACAAGACGGUGGCGGUGGAGGUGGUCCGCCUCGCCCCUCACCCCAAAUACAAGCGCCGCGUGAGGAAGAAGAAGAAGUACCAGGCCCACGACCCGUUGAACCAGUUCAAAGUUGGUGACUUCGUCCAGCUCGAAAAGGGCCGCCCCAUCAGCAAGAACAAGACUUUCUUGGCCGUGCCGGCUCCGGCCCGGAACCGCAACAAGUCCAAGGAGGAAGUCGCCGCCGCCGCCGCGGCGGCGGAGGGGGAGCUCGGUAUUCCUUUGGAGUCGGAGGUUUGAAGAAAUAAAAGGAGGAAGAGUUUUUUUUUUUUUUUCCUAGUGUUGUUUAUGUUUCUUUCUUUUUGUUAUUAAUUGUAAUGAUUAUUACAUUUAGUUCCGAUUUAUGAAGUUAAUUUUGCGAAAAAUGAAAAUGCUGUGUGUUUAA